GCCCUCCCCGUCCCGCAGACGCAAGCGGGGCGGUGGCCCCGGUUAAAGGGGAAACUUGACAGCGCCGCCGCCCGCUCCCGCCGCCCGCUCCGCUCCCGCCGCCCGGCGCCCCUCGGCUCCGCCGCGACUUCUGCCCUCCACCACCGCCAAGAUGCUGCUUUUGCUGCUGGGGAUCAUCGUGCUCCACGUCACCGUGCUGGUGCUCCUCUUCGUCUCCACCAUCGUUAGCCAAUGGCUGGUGAACGGCGGGCACACGGCGGACCUCUGGCAGAACUGCACCUCCGGUAGCGUCUUCCACUGCCUGACAUCAUCCACGAAUGAAUGGCUGCAGUCUGUCCAAGCGAUGAUGAUCCUUUCCAUCAUCUUCAGCGUCUUGUCCCUGUUCCUGUUCUUUUGCCAGCUGUUCACGCUCACCAAGGGCGGGCGGUUUUAUGUUACUGGAAUCUUCCAAAUCCUUGCCGGGCUCUGCGUGAUGAGUGCCGCGGCCAUCUUCACAGUGAGGCACACGGACUGGCACCAAGCCUCAGAAGACACCUCCUACGGCUUCGCCUAUAUCCUGGCAUGGCUGGCGUUCCCCCUGGCCCUCGCCAGUGGCAUCGUCUAUGUCAUCCUACGGAAGCGCGAGUGAUGCCGCGGGAGGCGGCGUGGCGUGACAAGGGCACUCAUGACGUCCACGGAGGAGACGGAGGCGGGGGAAAAUAGACGAGAAAACGGAAAAGAAAAUUAACCAAAAAAAAAAAAAAGAAAAAAAAGGAAUAAACCCUCCCAGCAAAACCAAAACCAAACCCAACCGACCCCAAAAGGAAACACUCAAAGGGUUACUUGUUAAUUGAAGAUGUAUAUAGUAUCUAUGGUUUAAAAAACCUAUUUAUAACACUUUUUACAUAUAUGUACAUAGUAUUGUUUGCUUUUGUUGACCAUACGCUAUGUUUUAAAGCCUAAAGCAAGUGCCUAAGGAACUAUUACUCCUAACAGUGUAACAAGAGCGCGGUGAUUUUUCUCUCAUGCAAAAUCCUCUUUGAGCUGAACUCUCCUUCCCCAUCCCAGCCUGUAUCGAACCUUCAGAAAACCCCAGCUCUGACUGGUUUUAGGCUGGCGUAAAUUGGAGUUGUGUCUGUUUAUGCCAGCUGGAGGGUUGGUCCCCGCUCCUGCCAUGUGCUGUGAUCCUGGUAACCAAAGUGCACGUCCAGAUCUGACGGGAGAUGCUUCCGAAAGGUUUGAAGGAUUUCGGAGCAAAGGCUUUGAUUGCCCCAAGUGCCUAAAUGACUUAUGUGCCUAAGUCCCAUUGCCUUGCCACCACACCCGCUGGGAAUUUGGGCUUUUAAAUCACUUAGGUUGACUUGCAAUCCAGCAAGGGCUGUCCUCCUUCGCCCGGGCGGGCUCUGGGGGUGCCCCCUGUGCCAGCAGGGCUGGGGUGCGUGCCGUGCCGUGCCGAGCAGCCGGGGCACUGAUGCUCCCAACCGUGAAACGUGCUUUUUCCUUGCCGUGGAGCUAAACUACCGAUGAGAAAGAAGCAAACCCAGUAUAUCUAUGAAAUCAAAUACCAGAUAUAUGAAAUGGUGCUAUCUAUUUACCAUUCCUUAUAUUGCUAGCCAUUUAACCUUAUUCACUGGAAAUUCAGUUAACAAUCGUGAGGUAAACAACAAAGCUAGAAAUGAGAAAUAAUUCUGUGUAAUAUAAAUGAGCUAUAACUGCUUUUGUACUUAGACUUGCUCUUACUAUUAUUUUUAAUAAAGCAUUUAUAACUGAGGUUCCUUUUUUCCCCCCGUGGUCAAGAGGAACAGAAACAGCUCUGGGUGGAGCCCUGUCGGUCUUUGCUGCCAGAGCGAGAUGUCUGUCCUCUGUCUGUGCGUCAGCGAUGUGUCUGGCCAUGAAUUGAAUGGGCACCUGUGCAGACCCCAGGCUGCCUUCUGAGGACUCCAGACACUGUGUUGCUGUUGUCGUUUUUGUUUCGUUUUGGGGUUUUUUUUGGUUCUUUUUUUUUUUUUUGCUUUGCUUUUCUGAUUUUAUACCGACUGUGUGGACUAAGAAGCAAUGAAAUAAAAGUCAGAAUAACUCA
Harpia harpyja (harpy eagle) is the source of this 2059-nucleotide messenger RNA. It is a transcript of the gene PMP22, whose product is annotated as peripheral myelin protein 22. The record is from RefSeq and is a predicted model, not a curated record. NCBI's taxonomy places the organism in Eukaryota, Metazoa, Chordata, Aves, Accipitriformes, Accipitridae. The transcript is spliced from 5 exons. Gene Ontology annotation, cellular component: plasma membrane. The coding region runs from base 152 to 628 and encodes 158 amino acids.